ACUGUCAGCGUUGACAGUUUGAACUUCUCAUGAUCGAUUCAUGUUCUCGAUCUUAUAUUUGUUUCGCUAAAUUGUUAAUAGAUCAUGGACGAACCAAACAGGAAGCGGAAAAGUAACGAAGACAGAAAUGAAUCGGAUAAAAAACGGGGAAAAGUUGACUUGGAAGUAUCGAAAACUAGCGAAACUUCAGCUAACUUAACGACUAGUUCGAAUGAAACUUGCCCCAUAUGUUUGAGCUCCGUUCACAAAAGGCUGUUGGGGAUACCGAAAAAUUGCAGGCAUCGUUUCUGUCUUUACUGUAUCAGAAAGUGGUCGAGGAAGAAGAAUACUUGUCCGGUUUGUAGAAAAAAAUACAGCUCGAUUAUAGUCAGAAGCCGAUAUACAAGACGAAGAGUGAGACAGCUUCCCAUAAGUAAGAAGGCAGGUGCCACGGAGGAUUCCAGAUACACGGCGUUUGUGGAAAUGAUUUCCAGGGCGUUAGUGAAUUUAGUAGGCAAUCUGUUCGUGGCGACACAUUGAUAAAUUUUGUAUAAUAUUCGUAUUAGGACACAAGGAAAUAAAAAUAUAAAAUUA
Sitophilus oryzae (rice weevil) is the source of this 573-nucleotide messenger RNA. RefSeq names its product PHD and RING finger domain-containing protein 1-like. The record is from RefSeq and is a predicted model, not a curated record. Bases 85 to 519 code for a protein of 144 amino acids. The transcript is spliced from 2 exons. NCBI's taxonomy places the organism in Eukaryota, Metazoa, Arthropoda, Insecta, Coleoptera, Curculionidae.